AUGAUGACACUGAAGAUCAAAGAUAUGCAUCGCACAAGCACUUUUCCAUCCAUUCUGGAUUCCUAUCUGUAUUCUGAAGGCUUGGAAGAGGCAGUACCCAUGGCCAAUGUCGUGACUCAGAUAAAGAAGCUGAAAGAAGGAAGAGUUCAACGUACCGUCUCGGUUGCAGAGCUCCAAAAAAAGAAAGCUUUUCUUGAAAAGCGCCAUCUGCAGUCGUAUCGCCGCCUUCACCACCUGAAGGACAGCUUGUCCCACCGAUACGCCGAGCUGCUCACCGACAAGGUCCAAAGACAGCGGCAAUAUAUCAAACAGCAAAACUCGCCUGCGUUAAAAACCACCGAACAACACAAUCCGAGGAGCUCCAGAGGCCUGGCCUUCCAGGAGCUUGUUGGUUCAACCCUUAAAGAUAAUACUGCAUUCCUGAAGUCUUUACCUAAGACACGUUAUUACCUGGUAAAUCUUACCUGA
Clarias gariepinus (North African catfish) is the source of this 468-nucleotide messenger RNA. RefSeq lists its product as uncharacterized. The record is from RefSeq and is a predicted model, not a curated record. NCBI's taxonomy places the organism in Eukaryota, Metazoa, Chordata, Actinopteri, Siluriformes, Clariidae. The transcript is spliced from 4 exons. Bases 1 to 468 code for a protein of 155 amino acids.